CUCUAAUUACAAUAUUUUAGGGCUAAUAACUCAUUAUAAUUAAGUAUUAUAUAUUUUAACUUCCAAUGCCCACAUGCUGUAGAAAUUAAGAUCAGUUAGGUUGUCCAUUUAUUUUGUGUAUGGCUUAGUAUUAUAAAAAACUAAAUAAAGAAUGACUUAGUCUUCCUCUUCUCUCAUUAGCAUAGUAAUAAUAUUAUUUGUCCGUUUCAAUCAACCAAAUUAAAAUAUUUAAAAACACUAGUAGAGAGAUAAUAGAACAAUUUGUUGGAUCAAUGAUAGAACAAUUUGCAGCAAUAUCUUCAUUUAAACAACAAGUGGAAGGUUUAUCAGACCUAGACCACUGGGUUGAGUUAUUGAUUCGUUUACUGUGUGCUGUCCCUGGCUGGAGUGAGAAAAAUGUCCAGGUAUUUAAAGGUUUCAUUGCUGCAGAUAUCUAUCUUUUUUACCUUUGUGGAUAUUUUUGGCUGUGAAGAUAGUUAUUUGAAUUGUCCACACACCUCAAUUUCCUUUUAAAUAUUUAGUUGAACUGCUCCCAAACAUUGAUUUUUUUAUAUAUAAUUAAUUUGUAACUCCCUCCCACCCCUUUUCUUUUGUAGAUAUUAAAGGGUUUCUUUCUGAUGUUAAACCUGCACUUCUUAGUGCACUGGAUACGGAGUAUGAGAAGAAUCCAUUUGAGGUGCUCCAACUUAAUCAUUCAAGAUGCAUGUAUUGUUCGUUUUUGUUUAUUUGUUACUGAUGUAUUCCCAUAUCUUAUCUGGGGUGCAGCAGCAGCUCCAAAGAGAACUAUUAAAUCAGCAGAACCUACAUCUGCAUCUUCUGGUGGACUAGAUGGCCUGCCACAGGAAGAUAUUAGUGGGAAGAUUACACCUACCCUGCUUAAAGGCUUAGAAAGUACUGAUUGGAAGGCUCGCUUGGAGUCAAUUGAAGUUGUGAAUAAAGUUUUGGAAGAGGCUAACAAGCGCUUCCAACCCAAUGGAACUGGUACAUUCUAUCAUGUGUUUAAAUUCUCUCUCCCUCUAUUGUUAUUAUUUAUUAUUGUACAUGCUAUUCAGCCUCCUUUAUAUCCUCCCAUUUGUUAAUUAUUGUUUAAUGUUUAUUUUCAGCUGAAUUGUUUAAUAGUUCGUGGUCAUAUCUAAGCUUAUGCUUUCUACAUAUACUCAUGUGAAGUGAUCUCGUGUUUGUCAUUUAUUCUUUUAAAUUUCUUUCAUAUGGUUUCAUCACUAUCUUUUUUUUUUCUCCCCCUAUUUUUUUUUUUUUGGUUGUUGGGUUGGGAAAAAUAGACCAUUCUUAAAACCUUAUAAAUUAAGCUCAUUUUAACAGGUUGGUAGGCUUUGAUAAUGAUACCGCUUGUAAUUUUUUCUGUUUGGAUUUUUUUUAAUGCAUGUAAUGAAAUAUGAAUAUAAUUUAGUAAUGCAUUUGAACUAUCUAACAUUUUCUUUGCUUGAAUUUUUUUAGUGUAAAAGUUGAAUUUGUCAGAUUAGUCUUAGUGUCCAAUCUUUAAAGUUUAAUUGGAGAGCUGAUUAUUGAAAUAUAAACUGAACUGCAAUUUGUUGGAUUCAAAACUUGGACAGUGUAUUAUACUAAACUAUU
This is a messenger RNA of Humulus lupulus (European hop), 1590 nucleotides long. Its product is annotated as protein MOR1-like. Gene Ontology annotation, molecular function: microtubule plus-end binding; microtubule plus end polymerase activity. Gene Ontology annotation, cellular component: microtubule plus-end; spindle pole; centrosome. The transcript is spliced from 2 exons. Gene Ontology annotation, biological process: mitotic spindle organization; establishment or maintenance of microtubule cytoskeleton polarity; microtubule polymerization. The record is from RefSeq and is a predicted model, not a curated record. Bases 618 to 1079 code for a protein of 153 amino acids. Lineage: Eukaryota; Viridiplantae; Streptophyta; Magnoliopsida; Rosales; Cannabaceae.